Molecule: messenger RNA, 297 nt
Organism: Perkinsus marinus ATCC 50983
Lineage: Eukaryota; Perkinsozoa; Perkinsida; Perkinsidae
Exons: 4
Coding region: 1-297 (98 amino acids)
Source: RefSeq, a predicted model, not a curated record
AUGAUUAGCGAUUGGCACAUAUACGAUUUGGCGAAUUACGAUAUGCAACGAACGAGUGGUGACACUGAAGGCGCUCGGUCGCUCGGUGUACCGACGAAGAAUUGGUUGGCAGCCUGGCAAAGCGAAGGAAUGAGAAAUAUCAAGUGGUUUUACCUAAUAAAUGCGUCCUUCGCAGUCGACCUGGUUGUGAUAUCAGAAGCAGCAUUGUCACGUUUCAAUCUCAAGCUGUACGCCACCGUGAAGACUUUCAGACGGGAGAAUCAAAACACUAGUUCCCGUAAAAGAGUCCGUUACUGA